Quercus robur (English oak) is the source of this 2187-nucleotide messenger RNA. RefSeq names its product L-type lectin-domain containing receptor kinase S.4-like. Gene Ontology annotation, biological process: protein phosphorylation. Bases 264 to 2171 code for a protein of 635 amino acids. The transcript has a single exon. Lineage: Eukaryota; Viridiplantae; Streptophyta; Magnoliopsida; Fagales; Fagaceae. Gene Ontology annotation, molecular function: carbohydrate binding; protein kinase activity; ATP binding. Gene Ontology annotation, cellular component: plasma membrane. The record is from RefSeq and is a predicted model, not a curated record.
UUCAAACAAUUUUAACCGCAAUUUGUAAUUCCGUGUGAAACCAUAUAUAUAACCAGAUUCCUUUUUCACAACCCAACAUACCAAACUAACCAAAAUCUCUCUUUCUCUCUUUUUCUUUCCAUUCUUCAACCAACUAAAGAACAAAAUGUGACCAUGCAAAAAGUUUCUAAUAUUUUCACACCUUUAACUCACCCACUGCCUAUAAAGUAUAACGUAACACCUGGAGACCCUCUAGUUCACACAGCUUAAUCCUGUUCACCACCAUGGCAGAAAGACUCAAACUUUUCUUCUGGGUUUUCUUUGUUCUUCUCCCAAACCCAGGAAAAUCUCAACUUGAUGAGCUAUUCUUCAAUGGGUUCAAAGGUGUAGAUGUAGCUAGCAACUUGAGCUUAAAUGGUGCUGCACAGAUCCAAGACAAUGGUGUACUUCAGCUAACAAACAAAACGCAGAGACUAUUAGGCCAUGCCUUUUACUCAAAUCCAAUCCAGUUCAAGAACUCCACGGAUGGCAAAGCUUUUUCCUUUUCAACUUCCUUCGCUUUCGCUAUGGUCCCCGAGUAUGCUAAGCUUGGAGGCCAUGGCCUUGCUUUCACAAUCUCUCCGACCAAAGAGAUUCCAGGGGCUCUGCCAAGUCAGUAUCUUGGUCUGCUCAACAACACCGAUCUUGGCAACUUCACCAACCACAUAUUUGCCGUUGAAUUUGACACUGUCCAAGACUUUGGGUUCAGGGACAUCAAUGACAACCACGUUGGCAUUGAUAUCAAUAGCUUAGUAUCCAACAAAUCUGCCCCGGCUGCUUAUUUUGAUGUCACUAAUAGUUCGAUCCAAGUUCUCAAUUUGAAGAGUGGUCAGGUAAUUCAAGCUUGGAUAGAAUAUGAUUCUCAAAGUAAUCAAUUAGAUGUAAAACUUUCACCUUCAUCUACUAAACCAAGGUCUCCACUUCUGUCUUUUCACGUAGACCUCUCACUAAUUCUUCAAGAAUCUAUGUAUGUUGGUUUUUCUUCUUCAACUGGUUUGCUCUCUAGCUCUCACUAUAUCACGGGUUGGAGCUUUAAGAUGAAUGGAGAAGCUAAAUCUUUGUCUUUGGAUCAACUCCCUCCACUCCCAGCAGAGUCUAAAAGAAACGAUAACACAGGCGUAAUUGUUGGUGUUUCUGUUUCAGCUGCAUUAGUAAUAAUUUUGGUGAGUGGUUUGGCUUUUUACCUCAUCAGGAAAAUCAAGAAAGCUGAUGUGAUUGAGGCCUGGGAGCUUGAUAUUGGUCCACACAGAUUUUCUUACAAGGAGCUGGAGAAAGCAACAAGGGGUUUUAGAGACAACGAGCUGCUUGGGUUUGGUGGGUUUGGUCGAGUUUAUAAAGGGACACUGUCAAAUUCAAACACCCAAGUUGCAGUUAAGCGAAUUUCGCAUGAAUCAAAGCAGGGUUUGCAAGCAUUCAUAUCAGAGAUUGCUAGUAUUGGUCGGCUUCAACAUAGAAAUUUGGUUCAAUUAUUUGGAUGGUGUCGGCGAGGAGCAGAUUUGUUACUUGUUUAUGACUUUAUGCCUAAUGGAAGCUUGGACAAGUACAUAUUUGAUGAGCCUAAAACAAUUCUGAGCUGGAAGCAGAGGUUUAGUAUCAUCAAAGGUGUGGCUUCAGGGCUUUUAUAUUUACAUGAAGAGUGGGAACAAACUGUGAUUCACAGGGACAUCAAGGCAGGGAAUGUUUUAUUAGAUUCUGAGCUAAAUGCACGGCUUAGUGACUUUGGUCUUGCUAAACUAUACGAGCGUGGCACCAAUCCAAGCACUACAAGGGUUGUGGGCACAUUGGGUUAUCUAGCCCCUGAGCUCACACGCACAGGCAAGCCCACAAAAAGCACAGAUGUGUUUGCAUUUGGUGCUUUGUUGCUAGAAGUGGUAUGUGGUAGAAGACCUAUUGAGCUUAAAGCAUUGCCUGAGGAGCUCAUGUUGGUGGAUUGGGUGUGGGAGAAAUGGAGACUGGGUGCAAUAUUUGAAGUUGUGGAUUCAAGAUUGGGGGGUGAGUUUGAUGAGCUUGAAGCUGUUGUGUUGCUCAAACUAGGCUUGAUGUGUUCCAACAAUGAGCCUAAGGCACGCCCCACAAUGAGGCAAGUGGUAAGGUACUUGGAUGGAGAGCUACCACUGCCUGAGGCUGUGGAAGCACCACAGGAAGGGACCUAGGUGACAGCGGCUUUUU